Brassica napus (rape) is the source of this 1386-nucleotide messenger RNA. RefSeq names its product protein RRP6-like 3. Bases 1 to 1386 code for a protein of 461 amino acids. Gene Ontology annotation, molecular function: 3'-5'-RNA exonuclease activity; nucleic acid binding; nucleotide binding. Gene Ontology annotation, biological process: histone mRNA catabolic process; nuclear polyadenylation-dependent snoRNA catabolic process; poly(A)-dependent snoRNA 3'-end processing. NCBI's taxonomy places the organism in Eukaryota, Viridiplantae, Streptophyta, Magnoliopsida, Brassicales, Brassicaceae. The transcript has 7 exons. Gene Ontology annotation, cellular component: nucleolus; nuclear exosome (RNase complex). The record is from RefSeq and is a predicted model, not a curated record.
AUGGAACCGGAGAAAGCUGACAAUUCCUUAAUGAACUUGUCAUUGUGCUAUGAGCGGAAGCCUCAAUUCGAGUUCAAGUGCGUCCUUGCAGACAAUUCAUUUUCCCCAUUUGAACACUUGAACGUGUCUUCCUCUACAGAGAAGUGUCAUCCCUUUCGCAAGGAGAUUGGUGCCUUGAUCGAUAAUCCUCCGGAACAUAGUUUUUGGACAUCAUUCACCAAAGAGGACACUUCAAAGGACUGCAUGUGGGUCGAUUCUAGUUUGCAGUUGAGGGAACUAGCAAACAAGUUGGCAGAACAAAACGUUUUUGCUGUUGACACGGAGCAACAAAAUUUACGAUCGUAUUUGGGUUUUACUGCACUUAUGCAGAUUUCUACACGAGAAGAGGAUUACUUAGUGGACACGGUUGCACUUCACGAUGAAAUGGCCCUUCUUCGUCCUAUUUUCAGUAAUCCAAGGAUUUGCAAGGUGUUUCAUGGGGCUCAAAAUGAUAUUAUUUGGCUGCAAAAGGAUUUCCAUAUCUAUUUGGUCAAUAUCUUUGAUACAUACACGGCAUUUGUAUCAUCUGUCUUAUCUAUGCUAAACCUUUCACUGCAGACUCGUGACUGGACAGAGCGACCACUCCCACCAACGAUGUUGCGAUAUGCAAGAACCGAUACGCAAUAUUUGCUUUGGAUUGCAGAUGUUUUGACUGCCGAGCUCAAAGAAGUUAAAAAGUAUGACGAGUCUAUUAGGCGGUCCAACAAAGUGUGCUUAACACUAUAUGCCAAAGGACAAGAAGAUUUCAAAUUAGCUAAUCGGGAACAAUAUGAUUGUCGUGAACUUGCUUGGAAACUUUGUAUAUGGAGAGAUCUGAUGGCACGGAUUCACGAUGAAAGCAGAGAAUUUGUGUUAUCUAAUGAGGUUAUGCUUAAAUUUGCUCGGAAAGUUCCAACCACAUACGAUGUGUUUAAAUCAACCGAUGAUGCUGAUCAACGAAUAGGGGGGAAAUUUGAUAAGGUGUCGGCAAUUUUCCUGUGUCAUUACGACGUUUACUUCAACCAGAUCAUGAGAGACAAGUCUGUAGCUCUUGAUACCGCUUUUCCACUUAUUCUUCAAAAGUGUCUGGGUAUGAAUGGAACGUGUGUGAUUAAUCUGUUGAAUUGUUCUCUUCUGGGAAAUUUCAUAAUUAUUCCUUUUUCCCCUCUCGUGAAAAAAAGUGGAAAACAAACUUCAAAGGUAUCACAGAUACCUAUACGCAAGCCUGACGUUGCUGUGUACGAGAGUGACGGAACGUUGAAGUUUUGGUGUAACCAUGGAAAAGGGCAGUGGUAUCUGAAGAUGGGGCUUGCAGAACAGACUCAAAUUCAUGGAGAAUAUGCUUUACAGAUUACAGUUGAAGACUGA